AUGUCAAAAGCUUCGCGAGUCGAGGUCGAAUUGAAAGCUUUGCCAACAUGCUACCUCACGAACGACCCUCCUUUCUACUUUCUUGUGCACAUCGCACGCCACGGUGUGCAGGAUCACACAGUAUUUCUCCAAGAUGGUUAUGCGGAUGAUAACAGUUAUCAGCCCAUCAAUUCGAAUCGGAUUUUUCAAUGCUUGGACAACGAGACGGGGGAAGAGGUCCAAAUUCUCCAGCAGGGAGCCCAACCCAGAUUACUCGACAGGAGCUACGUUCAAUUCACCACGGCCGAAAACCGCCGAUAUUAUGAACUACCCAUCAUGACGUCUUCACUGCGACCGAAUCGGAAAUAUAGAUUACGCUUCAAGUCCAUGAAGCCUAUCUCACACUGGCCUGCUAGCGAAGAGGGCAAGCCAAAUCCACGAGAAGACGCAGCGUACAGCGCACAACCAGACAGAUCCGUGCCACCCAAGUCUACCAUACCCUGGGUCGUUCCCGGCGGCAAUGACACGGUCAUAUUCAGCACGCUAAGCUCGCAGCCCACACCACCAAAGGUCGCUGUAACUCUAUCAGCACCAUCGACAUAUUCUCUUUCAGGGACAUUUGUGUUCGAGCUCUUGUUCACGACGGAUGCUCAUCGUCCCAUAACUGUGCUUGCAGAUCGCGCAGCCGUCAUGAAACAGGUCUCCGACAUCGAGAUCCUGGACGGCAAGACUCGUGCUCGACUCGGGCCCGAUGAGAUCAAUAUCUGCAAAGACGCCCAAGAUCCGGUAAGGGAGCAGUUUAUACGAAUGAGCGGCAGCUAUACGGAGCAACGCGUUUUGGACUUUGAGCAUUCGUUAUGGGAAGACAUGAAUCUGGAGGUUGGUGGGGAGUACAUAAUCCGCCAUUUGGGAGACAAACGGUGGUGGAGUGAAGAUACGAUUGAUGACAUCCUAACGUAUCUUGAUACCAAGAGUAACUUAGGGCUGGUGGCAACAAAGCAAAUCGAGUUUGAAGGGGGAGGCGAAGAGAAAGUCAAUCGCAACAACCUGACCAUACUACUGGAAGAUUAG
Parastagonospora nodorum SN15 is the source of this 1050-nucleotide messenger RNA. RefSeq lists its product as hypothetical. Bases 1 to 1050 code for a protein of 349 amino acids. The transcript has 2 exons. The record is from RefSeq and is a predicted model, not a curated record. Lineage: Eukaryota; Fungi; Ascomycota; Dothideomycetes; Pleosporales; Phaeosphaeriaceae.